Messenger RNA from Ochotona princeps (American pika), 1750 nucleotides. It is a transcript of the gene HDAC11, whose product is annotated as histone deacetylase 11. The record is from RefSeq and is a predicted model, not a curated record. Gene Ontology annotation, molecular function: histone deacetylase activity. Lineage: Eukaryota; Metazoa; Chordata; Mammalia; Lagomorpha; Ochotonidae. The coding region runs from base 121 to 1269 and encodes 382 amino acids. The transcript has 10 exons.
GCAGAUUGGACCACCAGGCGAGGGACAUGAGGCUCCGAGUGGCCAUCUCAUGUCAGAGCGCUACAGAUGGGGCAGGCGACAUGCGUUCUCCUCAGAGUCUCCGUUCCCAAUAGAUUAUAGAUGUCAGGACCAAAGCAAGUAACCUCGCCACAUUUUACUAGUGGAAACGAAGGGUUAGCACACGCUGACACAGGUAUAUACAGCGCGCCCAAGGCACAGUGUGGCAGGCCGCAUUCCACCCAGCUCUACCAGCAUGUGCCCGAGACUCGCUGGCCCAUCGUAUACUCGCCUCGUUAUAACAUCACCUUUAUGGGCCUGGAGAAGCUGCACCCGUUUGAUGCUGGGAAAUGGGGCAAAGUCAUCAAUUUCCUGAAAGAGGACAAGUUGCUGACUGAUGGCAUGCUGGUGGAGGCGCAGGAGGCCUCAGAUGAGGACCUGCUGGUGGUGCACACGAGGCGUUAUCUCAACGAGCUCAAGUGGUCUUUUGCUGUCGCCACCAUCACCGAAAUUCCUCCUCUCAUCUUCCUCCCCAACUUCCUGGUGCAGAGAAAGGUGCUAAGGCCUCUCCGGACCCAGACAGGAGGAACCAUAAUGGCGGGGAAGCUGGCUGUGGACCGAGGCUGGGCCAUCAAUAUUGGGGGCGGCUUCCACCAUUGCUCUAGCGAUCGGGGCGGCGGCUUCUGUGCCUACGCAGACAUCACGCUGGCCAUUAAGUUCCUGUUUGAGCGAGUGGAGGGUGUCUCCAAGGUCACCAUCAUUGACCUUGAUGCCCAUCAGGGCAAUGGACACGAGCGGGACUUCAUGGGGGACAAGCGUGUGUACAUCAUGGAUGUUUACAACCGCCACAUCUACCCCGGGGACCGCUUUGCCAAGCAGGCCAUCAGGCGCAAGGUGGAGCUGGAGUGGGGCACAGAAGAUGAGGAAUACCUGGAUAAAGUGGAGCGGCACAUGGAGAAGGCGCUGCAGGAGUACAUGCCCGAUGUCGUGGUGUACAACGCCGGCACUGACAUCCUUGAGGGCGACCGCCUUGGCGGGCUCUCCAUCAGCCCAGGGGGCAUCGUGAAGCGAGAUGAGCUUGUGUUCCGGGUGGUUCGCGGCCACCAGGUGCCCAUCCUUAUGGUGACCUCGGGCGGCUACCAGAAGCGCACAGCCCGCAUCAUUGCCGACUCCAUCCUUAACCUGCACAGCCUUGGGCUCAUCGGGCCCGUAUCUCGUGACGUCUCAGCUCAGAGCUCAGACACACCACUGCUUCCGCCCACAGUGCCCUGACCCCUGCUGCCCUCCUAGCGGCUCUGGCCUCCCUCCUGCCCUGCUCCCCUGCUGCUUUUCGUCUUCUAACUUAGGUGGGCGGGUGCGGGUGGCAGCCUCCAGCGAGCUGGGAAGGGCAAGGUGAGAUAGGGACAGUCCCUUGCUGGGCCACCUGAGGGACCUCGCGCUGGCAGCCCAGGGUCUUGGCUACCCUGGGUGGGAACAGAAGACGGAGUCUGAGCCCUAGAAUGGCCCCCAUGGGGUCGCUGGUGUGGCUUGGCCUGGAGACGACAGGCCAAGGUGUGGAGAGCAGAAAGGAAUAGAUGCAUCCCAACAGGCCCCUGGGGUUGGGGUGUCCUGGAUGGGGGAUGUGGCAGAUGUGGCUCUCAGCUCCUCCCUCCAGCCUUUCUGUCACUGGCGUCUACCCUGCUUUCCUGAAGGACUGGGGGAGUCAUGGGUGCUGCGGGAGCUAGACCUCCUGGACUCUGACCACUCCCUACCU